Adineta steineri is the source of this 945-nucleotide messenger RNA. The record is from the annotation of a GenBank genome assembly. Lineage: Eukaryota; Metazoa; Rotifera; Eurotatoria; Adinetida; Adinetidae.
AUGAAUACUACAACUCAUUUAUUCUCUCUAUCAUAUGAUUCUAAUUCUACAUCAAUAAAUAAUCAAUCAUGGUUUAUUCCUGUCGAUAUUCUACUGAUUAUUUUUCUUGGUUUGACCAUUAUAUUGAGUUUUGUAUUUUUAUGUAUUAUUUUAUUUGAUAAAACAUGUCAUACAGUUGCAAUGAUGCUUGUUGUUAAUUCAUGUCUUGCUGCUCUUUUAUUUACGAGUAGUUUACUUUGGCAAACGGGUAUUUCACUUCGUAAUGAUCUUAAAAAACUUGAACAUGAAGAUCCACCUUGUAGAUUUCGAGCUUAUAUUGGUUAUGUUGGUUGUUCUGAAAUGUUUUAUUCUUAUUUAUUACAAUCAAUUUAUAGAUAUAUAUUAGCAGUUUAUCCAACUCGUUUAUUUUAUCAAUCUGCAAGAUUUCAAUUUUUCCUCAUUGUUAUAACAUGGAUAUGUGCUUUCGUAUGUAUUUCUCCAUUUAUACUGACUGGUGAGAUUAUAUAUACUGUUGAUGAUCAAAUAUGUCAAAUGCCUCUUCAACGAUCUGUGGUAUUAAUUUAUGGUUUAUUUUAUAUGUAUAUAAUACCUAUGAAUAGUAUUAUGUUCAUCUAUUAUAGAUUAGUUUAUUAUGUUAAACAAAUGAGUAAGCGUGUAACACAAGUAAAUAGUGUAACGCGUGCACAAAGAGAAUUACGAAUGGUUUAUCGUGUAGUUAUCAUUGUAUCGAUUUUAUUAAUAGUUGGUUUUCCUUAUACAGUUUUUAUAUUGAUGGGACUUAUUAGUCAACCACCAAAAUAUCAUUUUCGUAUUGCUUUUGGAUUUGUCGAUGUAUCAUUAUUUUUGAUUAUAAUUACUUUAUUUAAUUUUACAGAUCCCGUUAAAUUAUCGAUUAUGAAAAGAAUAAACAAACAAAAAAAUACAGCUGUCGAACCAUUCAAAUAA